Molecule: messenger RNA, 1317 nt
Organism: Solanum verrucosum
Lineage: Eukaryota; Viridiplantae; Streptophyta; Magnoliopsida; Solanales; Solanaceae
Product: probable beta-1,3-galactosyltransferase 14
Exons: 7
Coding region: 106-1158 (350 amino acids)
Cellular component (GO): Golgi membrane
Molecular function (GO): hexosyltransferase activity
Source: RefSeq, a predicted model, not a curated record
UAACUUCCAUAACAGUGCUAAAAUCUCAACUCCCCAACACCAAUUUUGAACCUUUGUGAUCUUUCAAUUUCUGUAAAUUAUGUGCUAAUUUUCUCAUAAUUUGAAAUGCCGUCAUCUCCUAAAUCUUUCAAUGCUUGGCCAUCUUCUUCUUCCUCCUCCGUCUACUCCCGCAGAUCGACGGUCCUGAUCCUCUGUUCUCUCAUCGGUGUAGCUGGGUUUAUGUUCGGUUUUAUUGCAAUUUCGAAGCAGGGUUUGGGAUCAAAUUGUAAAUAUGCUGAACCUCGAUCUGUUUCUGUUGUUUGGGAUAGAACUGGUAGUAAAGAAAGUGAAGAUACUGGUGGAGUUUCAGAUGAAGGGCAAAAGAGGCAUAAAGUUAUGGGCUUUGUUGGGAUCCAAACUGGGUUCACUUCCACCGGUCGACGCCGGUCGUUGAGGCAGACUUGGUUUCCUUCUGAUCAUCAAGGCCUUCAAAAGUUAGAAGAAGCUACUGGCUUGGCUUUUAAAUUUGUAAUUGGUAGAACAAGUGAUCAAUCCAAAAUGGCCGAGCUUAGAAAAGAGGUAGCUCAAUAUGAUGAUUUUUUACUAUUAGACAUUGAAGAAAAGUACAGUAAGCUACCAUACAAAACCAUAGCUUUUUUUAAAGCUGCCUAUGCGCUUUAUGACUCUGAAUUUUAUGUUAAAGCUGAUGACGACAUAUAUUUGAGGCCAGAUCGCCUUUCACUGCUCUUGGCCAAAGAGCGCCCUCACUCCCAAACAUACCUUGGAUGCAUGAAAAAGGGUCCAGUUUUCACUGACCCCAAGCUCAAAUGGUAUGAACCACUUGGAUAUAUGCUCGGGAAGGAGUAUUUUCUCCAUGCUUAUGGUCCUAUUUAUGCUCUUUCUGCUGAUGUUGUUAUGAGUUUGGUUGCCCUCAGGAACAACAGCUUCCGAAUGUUUAGCAAUGAGGAUGUUACUAUUGGUUCCUGGAUGCUUGCGAUGAAUGUCAAUCAUGAGAAUAAUCAACACUUAUGUGAACCAGAGUGUACCCCUUCAUCCAUUGCUGUGUGGGACAUUCCCAAGUGUUCAGGGCUAUGUAACCCUGAGAAGAAAAUGUUGGAACUUCAUGCGAAAGAUGCCUGUUCAAAGAGUCCUACUCUGCCAUCAGAUGAGGAUGAUUAGAGCUCAUUGCUAUCAAGCACAGUAGGCUGACGGAUUAUUUACAGAUUGAUUCAUUCCUUUUGGUUAAAGAGCUCUGUCAACGUUGCUGCUGGAAACUUGCCUCCGCUAAAUGUCACGUGCAUUUUGUAAGUUACCUGUGCAACAGUAGUUCACGUCCAU